CUGCCCGCCCCGCCCCCGGCCGUGCCCGGCCGCCGCUCGCCGCCGCCGCCGCGGGGGAAAGGCCGCUGCGCGCCCAACUUCACUUCAAGCAACUUCCCCGGUGCGGCGGAGCCGGCGCCCGGUUUUGCGGAGGGAGCAGCCGGUGGUUUGGCUGGGUGAGGUCUGGGCAGUGUCUCUGUAGUGAUCACACUUCCUGUCCUUAAUGUGCCCUUGGUGACCAAGUUCUUGUCACUAUGAGAAAGGAUUUAGGCCCUAUGGAUUGGUUGCAGCAGCAAAUUAUGAUUCUUUUUCCUUGCUGGAGUUUUUCAGUUCUGUUGAAUGUGUAAUUCCAACUAUGGCAACAAGAGUAGAAAUAAAUUCUACUUUGGCGUCUUUGACGGCAGUCCCUGACCUAGCUGAGCUCAGGGCUGAGGAGAAGGCACAGCGUGUGUAUGUCAGUGUGCUUUCAGAUGCCAGCAACAAGGCAAAGGAGACCUCAGCAUCACUGACUCUGGAAGAAAACAAGAAAUUCGGGAAUUCCUUGAGAUCUGCAACAAUGCCCUCACUGGGAUCAAGGCCGAGACUUUUCCCAAAGCCUUUUUGUAAAGAGAAAUCCUCGGAUACUUUUGCAAACGUCAAACCGCCCGUCCCAGCCUUCAGAUCCAGCAGCAUGGUGAGAAAGGCCACUGAGGAAAUGUCCUCUGUGAAGGUGUUGAGUGGGAAUGUCCCUCCCUUAGUGGAUCAGAAAGCCAUUGCCACCGAAAAUCAGGCUGACAGUGACUUGGUGACAAACGUGACUUUCUACACGGGGCCCAGUGCCAACACGGUCAUUCUGUUCGAGCCAGGGGGCCCCGAGCAGGCCAAGGUCAGCCUGGCCCAGGAGAAAAGGGCUCAGGAGCGCAGGGCAUUCACUGCUCUGCAAAGCAAGGACCUCCAGGGCUCUGUGAAACCAGCAGAGACCCCCAGGAAUCCUGACGGGUCUCUCCAUAGGCAUUUGUCGUUUUCUUCCAGUCUCAGACCGGAAUCCUGGAACUCCCUCAAAACCGGUGAAAAGAAAGAUGCUCGUGAAGUUCGUCCAGGGGAGAAAAACAAUGGUGACGCAAAUAAUCUCAACAAUAAAGUUGAUUUCUCUGUUGAUGUCCAGCAAAGGGCAAAACAUAGACCAGUGUCUGCCAUUUUUCUGGAAUCGUUGCGUGAUCAAAAGCAUCACACUGUGGAAGCUUCUGAGGAAAAAUCUACGGAGAAAUCCGGGGUUAGAAAACCGAGGCCUUUAUCCAUGGACCUGACAGCUAAAUUUGAACAUAAAGAUCUUUCUUCUUGCAAGAAGGCUGGUUCAUCCCAUGAAAGCAAGGAGAAUGUAUCCAUAAUUGCUUUUACUGAUGGGGGUAGUCAUGAUCAGUCUGAAACGGGGCCAAAACAAGAAGAAAUUGAAUUUAAUAAAAGCAGUUCCUCUAAAACAAAUCUGAAAUGCAGUAGUCAGGACAUUGGCAUCUUAAAUAAUGGGAAAUACACCUGGGAAACUAAACUUAAAUCUAAAAGUGAACAAACUGAGACAAAACCAGAAAUAAUUAUUAACUUGCAUGGUCCUGAAAGAAGCCCUGAAACAACCAGUGAAAGCAGAACUAAUAAGGGGGGGAAAAGACCAGAUCAGAAGGAAACGUACACGCUCCUGGGCUGUGAAAGUCCUGCAGCUUCCUCAGAAAAAGAGAAUAAUAUCUUAAGAGGUAGUGUUAAAAAACACAUUAGUUUGUUUACUUCAGAAAAUCCCAGUGCCACAGUGGAUGCAGAGCUUCUCCCAGCAGCUGCUGAGAAGGAAAACAGGUGUGUGACCAUCCAGCAGAGGAUCAAGGAGCUGACAACAGAAAAUCCUGAUGUUAAGGGAGGAAAUCUGCGCCGGUCACUGCAGUCACGGCCACUCUCUGCAGACUUAACCAAGAUGUUUUCAAGUCCAACAUCAGGGGAUGAGGCCAAGCCUGAGAAACCUGGGGAGGCUGGAGCUGACUCGAGCCACGACCUGCAGGAAAAUCCAAAAAGCAAGGAGCUGAAGCUCACCCAUGGCACAGAUGUCACCGAGGCAUUUGCUCCUGGGAAGCCUUGGAAAUCCCGGCAGGUUUUAAAGAUAACCAAUAAACCUGAUCCUCUGGAGAGGAAAGGAAGCUUCCUGGGAGAUGGUCAGCAUUUCUCACAGCAGAGUGAGAGUUCUGUCUCAUUCACAAGCAACUUUGAAAAGAAAUUAAACCCAGCUCUUCUGGAAAAGCCCUUCAUUAAAACUGUCCGGGCCACCCUGUUUGAGCACAAUGUGCAGAAGCACAACGUUGUUGCUGAGCAUUCUGGGGCUGAUCCUGCACCAAAAAAGAACCAGGAGCCUGAGGCAAAGCAGGACCUGGUGGCUUCAGGGCACAGCAGACGCUCGUGGAUGGGAGAAGGGGAGGAAAGCACCACUGCAAAGGAGCAUCACAAGCAGCCUGAUCCAUCAAAACAUCCAGCACUUGUCGAGAAAAGUGCAAAACCAGCUUGUUCAAGUGAAGACAAGAAAAUGAGUCCGGGAAUUGUCUUAGAAAAAUCUUUGGUUGAGAAAAGUGAAAAACCCGCUCCCAAAAAUGCAGAAGAUUCUCAAAUUUACCAAAGAAUAGAGCCCAGGUAUGAAAUCUUUCAGACAUGUGGUGAAAGGGCUCUUAGUGAAGCCAUCACAAUGGCUCCUGAGAAAAAGGCCAUGACACUCAGAACUAGAAAAUCAUCUGUGAAAGAGAAUAAAACUGAUGAGGACGUUGUGCCUAUAGGGCAGUCUGUUAAGGCAAGUAGUCACACUCUUUACUUGAAAGAAGAUAAUGUUACUUCAGAAGCUAGAGAGGCAAAAGUUCUCACAAGUAAGGCUGUGUUGAGAGAACCUGCCAGUUUUCUCUCCAGUGAAUGCACUUUACCUGAACAGAAAAGAGACUCUGAUAAAACUGAUCCUGAGCCACUGUUCAUAGCUGAGAAAAUACCUUAUUCCAUAAACAAAAGUAAAGGUUUGGGAAUGAGUGAAAAAGUCAGCAAGCUUCAUGCUGAAAUUAAAGGUGAUAAGAGUGAAGUCUCUUCUGUAGAGAAAUCAGAGAGGAUUAAUGUUGUGAAAUGCUCUUCUGAGAAAAGGAGUUUCAGAGCAGGUGGGACAGACUUCCAUGAAUUCCGAACCAACUUGGAUCGUGAAGUGAUUUCCACCAGUGUCAAUAAGCAUGGGGCUCAGGCUUCAGUGCUUGCAAGCGGGCAAUAUUUUAAAUCUUCCAGUAGCCACCCCCCUGAUACAAAAGGACUGAAUGUUACUAAAGAGGAAUCUGGGGCCUUUGGGUUGAGGAAAAGUCUGGACUUAAAUUGCAAAGAGCAAGAGUUUAGCUUGGCUUGUACAGCUCCUGAAAACAACGAGAAACUCCGAGGAGCAGAUCCAGAAGAGAAAGUCAGGAGAAGCAGAAGUAGUGUUUCUGACUUGAAGAUUUCUGAAAGGUGGAGGAGGAGGACCUUGCCUCAGGAGUCACUCAAGGUGGAAGAAGUUGUGUGGCUCACUCCCGAAAAUAUCAAGAAGCUGAGCCGGACAGAUUCAUUGCAAUUGAAUGAAAACUUACUUAAAAAGAGAAACAAAAAUAUCAAAGAUGGAGUGGAAGGGAGUGAGGCUAACCAGGCUGUUCUUGGCAGUCCUGAUGAUUACAUGAAACAUCAGAGUUCUGUCUUUGAGCCAAAGGCAACUUAUUUUGCAGUGACUUAUCAGAUUCCUGGUAUCAAAAAAGAGAAAAGCUUUGUUGGUGCUUCCAGUGCAAGUGAAAUUAAUACGGUUUCUAGUUCAAGCGAGGCAGCAGCAAUUAAUCUGGACCCUGUUUUUCCUGGAAGGUCCAAACCUUUAUUGCAGCAACCAAAUAAAAAUGUGACAAGUUCAACUUGCAGAGAAGACUCCUGGGAAGUGCGUAUUAGCAAGGAUUGGGUCAAAGAAGUUGAAAAAGAUGCCGUUUUCUCCAAAAAUGUUGCAUUUGGUAAUUUUCAUGCGUCUAGGAAAGAUAACCAACAGCAUCAUGAAAAGGGUCUGGAUCAUUCUAAAGAGAAAAUUAUAGAUGUUGAUGCUUUCCUGUUAAAACAUGAUCCAGAAAAUACAGCUCAAGCUGAUCUCAAGAGUGGCAGAAGGAAAAUCUCCUCUUACCACGAACCCUGGUCCCCGCCGCGUUCCGCGCAGGUGUGUAAGGACGGUGAGCUGGGCCCCCAGAAAAGGAGUGACAAUAAUUCUGAUCUGCCUGGAAGGAAAGCUGAAGAUGGGUACAGAUCCCAAAUUCUCGAUAUUGAUGCACUUAUGGCAGAAUAUAAAGAAGAAUCAGCAAAGGCCAGUAAAGUUCAGGAGAAGCUCUCUGAAGAUCUCGGCUCACUGAGUAGGGAGAAAUCAAAGAACAAAAGAAAUGUGUCAGAUAGAAUGACUCUUACCUACAGCUGGAACGAGUGGAAGAGUGGAUCAGACCACUAUUCAGUUAAUAACAAACCAGGUGAACGUGCAGAAGAGCAGCACAGGCCAGAGAAACUAAUCCUAAAUGAAAAGAGCAAAGAGAAACUGGAAUUACGGAGCCCUGAAUUUGAUAAGCAGAAGUCCAAAGACAGAAAGGUCAGCCCUCCAUACUGGGGAAACCCCAGCAGCAUUUUUCCAGAGAAGUUGGUAAAUUCACCUGUGGAAUUUGCUAGGAAGAAAACUUUCAUUGUUGAUGAGGACGAGGAAGUGAACUUGACCUCCAGAAAUCAGGGUGCGAAAUUUGUAAUUGAAAAGGUACAGCCCAUAAAUGCAGUGAGUACAGAGCAGAGGCUGGAAGUCAAUCUGGCCUCCAAGCUGUCCCUAAAGGCUGAUGAUGGGCUCUUGCAGAAGAAGUUGGUGACAAAAGAACAGUUCUUGGAGGUGUCUCCAGAGGGCGAUUGGAGCAAAAACAUAGUGAGGAGCUCUACACUGAGAAGCAAAGACAGCUCAAAUAAAAUGUGUGAGAGCGACUCUUUCAAAAGUAAGAGCGAUUGGAAGGGCUGCAUGUCUGGCUUUGGGACCGUCCCCGCGGAUCUCAGACGAUCCUACUCGGAAAAAUGCCGCCAAGGAAGGGACAGCCUGCCCCUCCUGCAGGAGAUGAGGGCAAGGAAGGACCUGCAUCGAUCCAGGCCAAGCUUCCCCUUGGAAAGUGUGGAUAACUCGUGGAAACACAAGGUGUCAGCUCAGUCAGAACCAUUCUUCCACGAGGAUAAAAAGGCUCCCAGGAAAGAGUGGAGCAAGCAGAGCUCAGACAAAACAGAGGGAACAGACUUUUCCUCAGUGUCUACACAGAGGAGCCACCACAUUUUCUACAAGGAGAGAAGGGCAGAUUUUGGGAUGGACCAGCUGAGGCAAUGCUUCUCCAGGCAGCCGCCGGGGGCGAAGGACACGGACACGCUGGUGCAGGAGCCCGACAGCCAGUACGGCACCUGGAACGAGCAGCGGCACAGCGGCGACAGCUUUGUGGGAGAAUCUCCUUCCCUGGACAAUGAGGUGGUGUCAGGGCGGAAGCAGCCCGCGGGCAGCCACGCGUCCUCGCUGUCCUCGCAGACAGAGCCACCCUCCCUGCCUGAGCACCAUGACUUCUCCAAAGAGCAAAGGAGCACCAGCCUGGACCGUUCCAGCACAGACAUGGACUCCACUGAUGGCACUGAUCUGCCUCCUCCAGGGGACACACUCCCUGAGGACAAGAGUUAUUUCUCCUUCAUUGAUCACACAGCUGUCCUGGACUCCAGUGCUCUGAAGACUCGGGUGCAGCUGAGCAAGAAGCGGCGGUGCCGGGCGCCCGCAUCGCACUCGCUGCGCAGGAGCAGAGGGCUGGACCUGGAGAACAGGUUUUCCUUGACAGAAGAGCCAGAUAAUGGCUGGAUGUUCAAAGAUUCCACAGAAGAGAAGAAAACUAUGCAACAGGAAGAUUCUGAGGAGGAAGACAAGAUCCAGCACACUCCGAGGUCAUCUUCUGUGCAAGCCCAGAGACUGCCUGUGUUCCCAGGGAUGGAUCACUCUGUUCUCAAGGCCCAACUGCGGAAAAGACAGGAGUCUGAGAGCACUGGUGACAUCGGCUCUGCUCAGCUCUUCAAAUCCCCCAAAGCACAGCUCGGCACUCCCGGCAGCAGAGUGCUGCCCUCCAGUGUGGAAAAGGAGGACAGGUCAGAAGAAAAGUCUCCUCAGUGGCUGAAAGAGCUGAAAUCAAAGAAGAGACAGAGCCAUUAUGAGAAUCAGGUUUGAAAAGACAAUGAUUCUAACUAGGAGAAGAUAAAGAAGUUUAACAGAAGCCUUAACUCAUCUGAACCUAAACCCCCAUGUCAUGUUGCUGCUGUUUGCUUCCUGCCUCAACUGCUCUGUGCAUGGUGCCUUCCUGUUUUGUGGAGAAAAGCUGCUUCAAUUCAUAGUCAAAUACAAAGCUGUGUCUGUCAGCUCGGGGGGACAGUGGCACUUCAGACCUGCCUGCCAGGAGAACCCCCCUGGGUCAUGGUAGCACUUCAGAAAGUCUUGGAAAACAGAGAUAUCUGGGAGUGCUGUGAUCCAGGGAACUCCCCUCACCGUGGAGCAGACUCUUAAGCUCCUAUUUAGAAUGAAAUUUGUGGAAGGUGAGAGUGGAAGAACAAAUCAUGUUUACUGCCAUAUUGAAAAAGGAAACUUGAUUAUUUUUUGUAAAAUGUAUUUUUGAUUGGCUUGUAUUUACAUGUGAUCUGCUGACCUGGCAGAUGGAGAUAAUUUUUAGAUGAACAAAAUGUUAACUUUUGUCACUCUUGAAGUGGUAUAUUCUGUGUUUUGUCAGCAUGUGGAAUAAUUGCUUCAUUGGAAUGUCUUUCCUAAAAAGGAUCAAGCAAUAAUGUCAACCAGUUCUCUUUAAAAAAAAAAAAAGUAAAAAUAUUGUAAAUACUGUUUUUAUAACAAAAAAGGAAGGGAAGAGGGAGGAUGUUACACUCAUAUCAGGGUUCCAGUUAAUUGUUGAAUGUCACUUUAAUAGCAGUUCAGAUAGUCCCACUUCAUAUUUUUAUUUGUUAAUCUGUAAAUACCAGGUUUAAGUGUUUAUUUUUAUGCCGAUUUUGUGGGAUAACCUAAAUGUGAUCUUCAGUUUCUCAGAUGAUUUCCUGUCUUUCCUUUGGCAAGACGUGCUGAUAGCGGAGUAGAGAUCUCCCGGCCCACACGGGUGUUUGGCUAUCCCCAAUGCUCAGAUAUUCCCUGUCCCUGGACACUCAUUCUGGAACACCAACCACCAUGGCCAUGGAAGACAGACUCGAUUCUUGCCCCAGAUAAGUGCUCUUCCAGUGACCUCUAAAUGUGUACUAGCCCAGGGAGGGAGGUGACUCCAGGUGUUCCUCAGGCUCAACCAGGAAAAGGUGGAAGAGGGAAAAGGAGAGUGGAAAGCUCCCCUUACCUGGCAGAGCUCCUUGGGCUGCAUUCCCCACAUCCUGCUGGGGGGCUCCUCUGCAUACAAACCAUAAAGCACCAGCACUUCAGCUCCUUUUCCUUUUUGUCUUUUUUUUUUUUCCCCAAUCAGCGUUUUGGGAGCGCGGCUCCCGUGGGGCCUGCCCAGGCCGAUGUCUGUCAGGCUUGGAGCUGCCAAAACCAUGUGCCAAUUCACCUCAUGGAGGAGUCAUGGGGGGGGAUUUGCAGUCCCAGUCUGCAGGAAAUAGCAGCAGGAUGGCAGGAGACAAGUCCCAUCUGCACAUCUCUCGCUCCCAGAUUUUAUUCUGGUGGCAGCUCCCUGUGCUCCCUGGAGAUGAGAUGGAGACAUCUGUCUGAUGUAAAAGUCUUUUUUCCUGUUGCUUUGCCCUGUUUCUCAUGGGAGCUGUUGCCACUGUUAUUUUGGCAGCCCCUCUGCUCCCCACGGAGCAGUGAUCCCCAGGAUUCUGAUGGAAUUUUGGGAUGGGCCGUGUCAGUGCAGCCACCACCAUUGACCAGCUCCUCUUAAAACCUUGCACAGAUUUCCUUCCCUCUCCUUUAGAUGAUGGUGGAAAAGGUGACUCUUGGCGUGUUUUUUGGGAUAUAUUCCUGUGGCAGCACCCAAGGGUUCCAUGGGCGUGUCCCACGUGUGACACUCACCUGGGCCAGCCCGAGCAGCACGUGCAGGUGAGGAGGAUGAUGGUGGCUGCUCUCACUCACACCAAGUGGGGCCUCCCACGUCCAGAAAUCAGUCCCUGCUCACAGGAACGUUCACCCAGGCUGCGUUUUCCACUUCCACAGGUGACAGCGUUGUGUUCCCAACAGCUGGAGGAUUUACUGGUUCUUGGUGUAGGCCAGAAAUUCUGUAACUGUUUGUGUUGAGGAAACUGAGGGGAUUGACACGAGGUUUCCACACAGCCCUUGAAUGUGUUUGCAUUUCCACGUCUGCUUGGACAAUGCACUGAAAUUACUGUAUUGAGUAGUUUAACCUACUACUGAGAAAUGUUUAAUGCUUAAAUGUCUAAUUAAAGAGCAUCUUUAGAAUGUUGUUGAA
Messenger RNA from Vidua macroura (Pin-tailed whydah), 8441 nucleotides. Its product is annotated as KIAA1671 ortholog. NCBI's taxonomy places the organism in Eukaryota, Metazoa, Chordata, Aves, Passeriformes, Viduidae. The record is from RefSeq and is a predicted model, not a curated record. The coding region runs from base 335 to 6223 and encodes 1962 amino acids. The transcript is spliced from 14 exons.